CACAAAAUCUAAACUCGCCGACGCAGCGCCAGAGGAGACUGAGGACACAUCAACAUCGCCACCAUGUCGCUGCAAAUCCCCCACCGCGGAAACGGCACGCAGCAAGAGGCCGCCACCAAGGCCGUCAUUCUGGUCGGCGGCUCCUCGCGAGGCACCCGCUUCCGCCCGCUCUCGCUCGACGUGCCCAAGCCUCUCUUCGACGUCGCCGGCCACCCCAUCAUCUGGCACUGCCUCACGGCCAUCGCCAAGGUCCCGUCCAUCAGCGAGGUCUGCCUGAUCGGCUACUACGACGAGUCCGUGUUCCGCGACUUCAUCAAGGACGCCGCCCAUGAGUUCCCCGGCCUGACCAUCAAGUACCUCCGCGAGUACAAGGCCCUGGGCACUGCCGGCGGCCUGUACCACUUCCGCGAUGCCAUCCUCAAGGGCCGCCCCGAGCGCCUGUUUGUGCUCAACUCGGACGUGUGCUGCUCGUUCCCGCUCAACGAGAUGCUCAAGAUGUUCAACGACAAGAACGCCGAGGCCGUCAUCCUGGGCACCCGCGUCGGCGAGGACGCCGCCACCAACUUUGGCUGCAUCGUUAGCGACGACCACACGCGCCGCGUCCUGCACUACGUCGAGAAGCCCGAGUCGCACAUCUCCAACCUGAUCAACUGCGGCGUCUACCUGUUCAGCACCGACGUCAUCUUCCCCUCGAUCCGCACCGCCAUCAAGCGCCGCACCGACCGCCCGCGCCUGGCCUCGUACCCGUCGUCGGAGAACCUCGAGGCCAGCUUUGUGCAGUACGACGAGGACGAGGGCGAGUCGCAGAACGAGGUCAUCCGUCUGGAGCAGGACAUCCUGUCCGACAUGGCCGACAACAAGCAGUUUUUCGUCUACGAGACCAAGGACUUUUGGCGCCAGAUCAAGACGGCCGGCUCUGCCGUGCCAGCCAACGCUUUGUAUUUGCAGCAGGCCUGGCACGGCCAGUCCAAGGAGCUGGCCGCCCCGGGCCCCAACGUGCUGGCCCCGGUCUUUAUCCACCCGAGCGCCCACGUCGACCCGACGGCCAAGCUGGGGCCCAACGUCUCCAUCGGUCCGCGGGCCACCAUCGGGCCGGGCGUGCGCAUCAAGGAGUCCAUCGUGCUCGAGGACGCCGAGGUCAAGCACGACGCCUGCGUGCUGUACUCCAUCAUUGGCUGGGGGAGCCGCGUCGGCGCCUGGGCCCGCGUCGAGGGCACCCCUACGCCGGCGACCAGCCACAGCACCAGCAUUGUCAAGGGAGGAGUCAAGGUGCAGGCCGUCACCAUUCUGGGCAAGGAGUGCGGCGUGGGCGACGAGGUGCGCGUUCAGAACUGCGUGUGCCUGCCGUUUAAGGAGCUGAAGAGGGACGUCGCCAACGAGGUCAUCAUGUAAUGAAUGUAUGGUAGAUGCACGUAGGCACGAAUUAGUGAGGCUGUUCGUCAUCGUCCACCAGUCAGACGCGUCAGCCAAACGAGGCGACCCCUCCCCCUCAUGUGUCGUGUCAACGCCCAAGCCCCCAAGCCCCUGGCCAAUGGAGCGCCCUAGGACAACAAAGCUAGCGUAGUCUGUGCCUAGCCUGAAUUGUGCCGUCAGCUUGCUAAAGUGUAUGCCUGCCAAAUAGACCAAAACACCCAUAAACGGAAACACGGGAGACCCAACGUCUCCCGAAUAUGCAAACACUCCCGUGAAAACUUGGAACCAAUGGGUACGUCGG
Messenger RNA from Gaeumannomyces tritici R3-111a-1, 1714 nucleotides. RefSeq lists its product as hypothetical. Gene Ontology annotation, biological process: biosynthetic process. The record is from RefSeq and is a predicted model, not a curated record. The transcript is spliced from 3 exons. Bases 64 to 1392 code for a protein of 442 amino acids. Gene Ontology annotation, molecular function: transferase activity. Lineage: Eukaryota; Fungi; Ascomycota; Sordariomycetes; Magnaporthales; Magnaporthaceae. Gene Ontology annotation, cellular component: cytoplasm.